CACCGAGACACCACAGCACUCGCGUAUAACGGGGGCUUGCGUGCGCCGGAGACACAAGGACGGGUUCAUUCAUCUUUCUAAUGCAACAACGGCGUUUUGAACAAGCGGAACAAUUAGAGAAAAACAAAAUCAACGGGGCUUCCUUUUAUAUAUAUUAUGUAUUGUCUGUCUGUUUUAUGUGUGAUUUCUAAUAGAACUGUCAACAUCGGCUGUUGAUUUUUUUUUAAGCGACUGCAGCAACAGUAGCGAAAAAAAACCCACACAUCUCAUCAACGCUGCCAGCCAAUCCAAUCCAACCGGGCUGAGCCGAGGACUGAGGAGGACGGGCGAGCCAAGCAAAGCGCACGACGCGUUUAAUUUAAUAUAUAUGUACCUCAAUGCAGAUACAGACACAUCUACUCAAAGAAACACACACGGUUACCGCCGCUGCGCUCGCUGGCGUGUCUGCUAAGCCCCUCGAUUCGGUCCGCAGUCUCUCUCUCUCACACACACAGCGCCACGAUGCAGGUCUCCAUGGCUUGCACGGAGCACAACCUGAAGAGCCGGCUCAGCGAUGAUCGGUUAUGCGGGGUGCGUUCGUCCUCUUCCGCGGCGGCGGGGGGCAGUUGCCCCAGUGGCGGGCAACUGGGCAACGGGAGCGGGCAUUACCAUCACCCGCAAGUCAAAGGGCGGACGGCGGUGUCGGUGGCCGUGCCGACUCGAAACGGGUACCAUAGCCUAGCCCACCUGCCGAUUUUCUUGAAAGAGACGACCGGGCGCAGCACGGGAAUGAAAUACAGAAACCUGGGGAAGUCUGGGCUCCGGGUCUCCUGUGUGGGUUUAGGAACAUGGGUCACGUUUGGAUCGCAGAUCACCGAUGAGACCGCGGAGAGUCUGGUGACGCUGGCGUACGAGAGCGGAGUGAAUCUCUUCGACACGGCCGAAGUCUACGCGUCAGGGAGAGCGGAAACUACCCUGGGAAACAUACUUAAGAAAAAAGGAUGGAGGAGAUCCAGUUUUGUCAUCACCACCAAGAUUUACUGGGGAGGACAGGCUGAGACUGAGAGAGGGCUGUCCAGGAAGCACAUCAUCGAAGGUCUGAAGGGCUCCCUGGACAGGCUGCAGCUGGACUAUGUGGACAUCGUGUUCGCAAACAAGACGGACACCAACUGCCCCAUGGAAGAGGUGGUCCGCGCCAUGACGUUCGUUAUCGAUCAUGGGAUGGCAAUGUACUGGGGCACGUCCCGCUGGAGUGCAAUGGAAAUCAUGGAGGCGUACUCCGUGGCGCGGCAGUUCAAUCUGAUCCCUCCGAUCUGCGAGCAGGCCGAGUACAACCUGUUCCAGCGGGACAAGGUGGAGGUGCAGCUCCCCGAACUCUUCCACAAGAUCGGGGUGGGCACGAUGACCUGGUCCCCCCUGGCGUCGGGUCUCAUCACGGGGAAGUACUGCGAGAGGGUUCCUGACUCUUCCAGAGCUGCGAUGAAGGGGUACCAGUGGCUGAAAGAGAAGCUGGGGAGUGAGGAAGGCCAACGACAGCAAUCGAAAAUAAAAGAGCUCCACCUGCUGGCUGAUAGAAUGAACUGCACCAUCACCCAGCUAGCCAUUGCGUGGUGCCUGCGCAGUGAAGGGGUCAGCGCCGUGCUCCUCGGGGUCUCCAGCGUGGAGCAGCUUGUCGAAAACCUGGCGUCCAUACGGGUCUUGGGCCACAUGAACCCCCAAACUGUGAGCGAAAUCGACAGCAUUCUGGGGAACAAGCCUCACGCCAAGAAGGAACCGCGGGCGUGAGGAGAGAGAGAGAGAGAGAGAGAGAGAGAGAGAGAGAGGAGAGAGAGAGAGAGAGAGAGAGAGAGAGAUAGAUUUCCUCUCUGCUUUCAUCUAUGCAUGUCUUUACAACAUAUCGCUUCUAUAAUAAUAAUAAUAAUAAUAAUAAUAAUAAUGAUGAUGAAUACAAUCUGCAGCAGCCUUCUUUCAAUCCUCUUCUUCCUCGCAUCCUUUUCGACGGACGGGAGACGCUCUUUCUCCUCCUGAACAGCAUCAGUCCUUCUCUUCCACAGGACCGGCUGUAUAUCUCCAGCACCUACCAGGGCUGUCUCAUUUUAAACCAAUCAGCUUCUAGGCUCCAGCCCCUUAAGAGCAGGCGUGGUCACGGCCGGCCGAUGGGAAGGAGGCAUGCCCCCCCCCCCCCCAGCACCCCCCCAGCACCCCCACCCCUAGGGACAGUCAAAGUCAGUCUGGAAGAAUAAGGGAAUACUGUGAAAAAAUAUAACAUUUCAAAACUCAGCACUGUGAUUAGACUAUUCAGAGUGGGCGGGACUGGAUUUGCAACUAGUGGCUGGUGAUUGGCUCUGCUGGCUUGGAAGGUGAAACGGCAGCCGAGGCCAGCUGACUCUAUAUACAGUAAACUGCCCAGCAUGCACUGGGACAUUAUUUAUAUAGGAAUGCAAUCUAUAUAUAUAUAUAUCUAUAUAUAAUGUGUGUGUGGUGUGUUUCUCUCUCUGUGGAGAGACAAGCUGCAUUAAUGAAUCCUCCAGUCUUCCAUUAGCUUGCUGUGUGUUUAUAUAGCGACUAGCGCACCUGAACUGGGUCGAUUUCAUGAACCAGAAAAGCCGUCCUUCCCUCAGCUUUACAAUCAGAGUACCAACAUCCAGGAAGGUUAACUCCUUUAUUUUUUUAAAGCCGAUCGGAAGCGAAUUUUCCUGAAGUGCUUUUUCAUGCCGGCGCCCCGGAUGAGAGGACGUCUCGGAUUGUAAAGGCGAGGGAAGGACGGCUUUUCUCGCUUUUUGAAAUCUGUGCGCUGACGAAUGGGUUUGUUUGAUUGAUUUAAACGCGGCGCAUCUUAAAGGCGGCUACGAGUAUGCGUGAAUCCGCACACACACACACUCCUAAUUUGCUCUGAAGAGAGCUAGUCUAAAUGACUUCCCCUUUAAAGCAAGAGAACUAUUCUAAAUGACUUCCCCUUUAAGACAGCUAUUCUAAAUGACUUCCCCUUUAAGACAGCUAUUCUGAAUUACUUCCCCUUUAAGACAGCUAUUCUAAAUGACUUCCCCUUUAAGACAGCUAUUCUAAAUGACUUUCCCUUUAAAGACAGCUAUUCUAAAUGACUUCCCCUUUAAGACAGCUAUUCUAAAUGACUUUCCCUUUAAAGACAGCUAUUCUAAAUGACUUCCCCUUUAAAGAAAGAGAGAGCUAUGCGGUGUUCAGUACAGCGCAAAACCAGCAGCAACAGAAGUGACUCUGGGAGGGGAAAAUGAAAUGUGGAUUAUCUGUGUGUUUGUGUUUGCUUGUUUGUAAAUAAUAUAUACACUGUAUUUAUUGCAAUGCGAAUGUUUAAAAUAUCUAAUUUAACAAAUAAAAAUACAACUCUGAAAAUG
Acipenser ruthenus (sterlet) is the source of this 3350-nucleotide messenger RNA. Its product is annotated as voltage-gated potassium channel subunit beta-3-like. Lineage: Eukaryota; Metazoa; Chordata; Actinopteri; Acipenseriformes; Acipenseridae. The record is from RefSeq and is a predicted model, not a curated record. Gene Ontology annotation, cellular component: cytoplasm; membrane; voltage-gated potassium channel complex. Gene Ontology annotation, molecular function: transmembrane transporter binding; voltage-gated potassium channel activity; potassium channel regulator activity. The transcript has 14 exons. Gene Ontology annotation, biological process: regulation of potassium ion transmembrane transport; potassium ion transport. The coding region runs from base 502 to 1764 and encodes 420 amino acids.